AUGUCCUUCCGCACGCUGCUUGCCCGCAUUCUCGCGAUACUACUCCCUCUCAGCGCCACAGCCACCCUCUACCUAUAUCUAUACCCCGUCCUCAACGGCUGCGCAUUCCCUCUUCCUCGCUCCCAAGUGACAAGAGCCGAAAGCUCUUCAAUACUAGAGAAAGUACAACAAAAUGCCUUUACCAAUACCAUCCUACAACAUCUCGCACCAGCCACUACAACGGACAACCAGCCCGCCAUUUUCAGACUCCUAGUCCUCGCAGACCCCCAAUUAGAAGGCGAUACAUCCCUCCCAUUCCCGGAAUUUGAACUCGUCCCCCGCAUACGAACACACUGGCGCGCCGUCCAUGAAGCAAUUGGCAAUACCGCAACAACCCCCGCCGUCUUCGGCCUGACCCCCGACGUUCGCUCCAACAUUACAACUAGUCUCUGGACACUAGCAACCGAAGAUAUUCCGCGCUCGCUAAGCGCAACACAAAAACGUAUCGAUCUCCUCGGAAACGACUUCUACCUCGCGCACAUCUACCGCACCCUCUUCUGGUGGACACGUCCUACACACACCACCGUCCUCGGCGACCUCCUCGGCAGCCAAUGGAUCACAGAUGAGGAAUUCUCAGACCGGAGCGACCGCUACUGGAACCGAGUCUUCAAAGGUGGCUUACGCGUCGACGAUGAAAUCACCUGGACAGGCGCCGUGGCCAGUCACGCUGCAGACCAGGACAAAUCAGACAAACAUCUCGAGCCCCUGGGUCCAGAUUCGGACCCGUCCUGGCCUCGACGCAUUAUCAAUAUCGCCGGAAACCACGAUAUUGGAUACGCGGGAGAUGUAAGCGAAGCACGGAUGGACCGCUUCGAACGCGAAUUCGGGCGCGCGAAUUGGGAUAUCAGGUUCCAGCAUCCUCCGCUCGUUGAUGACUCGCACGAUCACUCUGGAUCAGUACCCACGCUACAUGUUAUCAACCUUAAUACGCUAAUCAUGGAUACGCCUGCGUUGUCUUCUGAGCUCCAGUCGCAGAGCUACCUCUACCUCAACGACCUGAUCAGUCACCGACUGUAUCCCGUCGAGGAUAAAUCUGUUUUCACGCUGUUGCUUACGCAUCUUCCUCUUCACAAGAAAGAUGGUAUCUGCACCGAUGGACCGUUAUUUACUUUCCAUGAGGAAGAUGACGAUGAAGGUGUGGAUGGAGUCCCGCGCUUCAAGGCGGGUGGUUUACGCGAGCAGAACCACCUCAGUGAUUUUGUUAGUGACACAGGUAUUCUACGUGGAAUUUUCGGUAUGAGCGGAGAUGUUGAUGCUCCUGUGGGUGGGCGUGGACGGAAAGGAUUAAUCCUCACGGGCCACGACCAUGUAGGCUGUGAUGUGGUCCACUACGUCGAGCCUGUUGAAGAAUCGGAGAAGGAAGAAAGUGAGGCAGAUCUUCAUUGGAAAUGGGCUGCGAGACGGUAUGAGGAGAAUGGUGAUUCGGAAUCCCCCUCUAUCCGUGAAGUGACGCUUCGUUCUAUGAUGGGCGAGUUUGGUGGUAAUGCCGGACUUCUUUCGGUGUGGUUUGAUGCUGAUCUUGGGGAAUGGGAUUAUGAGAUUACCAUGUGUCCUGCUGGAGUGCAGCAUAUUUGGUGGGCAGUUCAUGUUGCUAUUUUGGUAACCAUCGCUGUUGGGUUACUUUGGGCUUUGACUGCGUUGGUUGGAGGUGGUUCUGGGAAGAGGAGGGGUGUAUAUGUGCCAAAGAUGGGGAAAGUGAGUCAGCCCUUGAGGGUUAAAGAGAAGGCCUCAACACAAGGAGCGGAGCCUCGAAAGCAGUGA
Molecule: messenger RNA, 1800 nt
Organism: Penicillium odoratum
Lineage: Eukaryota; Fungi; Ascomycota; Eurotiomycetes; Eurotiales; Aspergillaceae
Exons: 1
Coding region: 1-1800 (599 amino acids)
Biological process (GO): GPI anchor biosynthetic process
Cellular component (GO): endoplasmic reticulum
Source: RefSeq, a predicted model, not a curated record